Messenger RNA from Polypterus senegalus (gray bichir), 3129 nucleotides. Its product is annotated as acidic leucine-rich nuclear phosphoprotein 32 family member A. Bases 1574 to 2344 code for a protein of 256 amino acids. The transcript has 7 exons. Gene Ontology annotation, cellular component: nucleus. Gene Ontology annotation, molecular function: histone binding. Lineage: Eukaryota; Metazoa; Chordata; Cladistia; Polypteriformes; Polypteridae. Gene Ontology annotation, biological process: regulation of apoptotic process. The record is from RefSeq and is a predicted model, not a curated record.
UUGGUCGUGGGAGAGUGUGACUGCCAUCGCUGGCAGGACCAUCUCGGACCGCGCCUGCUUGCCGCGGGCAGAGCGCUUUGGGGCGAAUGCGAGGCUCUCUUGAAAUGCGCCGUCGCCGCCUUAAUGUCGUAAUUGGUUUGAAUGAAACGGUUAAAGGUGUGUUACACUAAUGGUGACAUCUGGCAGUACAAGAACUAUCUUUCGAGGGGGCCCGAGGAUCACGUGGGACGAAGACGAACAAGCCAGCCGACUUUGGCAGUAAUUCGGCCAGAGGGUGCAUUUAAUGAAACUAGAUUCCAAUGGACGAUAAACGGCGUGUUCCUAAGACCGGGUGUCGCUUGAUGUCAGCCUGUCCACUACGCGGAGGCUUUUCGAUAGAUAAAUUGUGAAGGCAGUAGGGCAUCGAGCUGGAUGCGAAUGCCGAUUUUGCCUGCAUAACUGACAAACAUGGCAAUAUUUUGUUUCUUUAUUCGAGUACUGAAUAGCUGUGGAGGAUUACGGGUGAUGCAGUGUUUAGGUCGACAACUCGGCAUGCGAUGGCAGCCCAGUUGAAACACUGACGCGCGUGUUAAGAUUUCACGAAAUAAAAGUUUAACUCGUCCGUGGUAACGAAAAGGAGUCCACAGAUCUAUCGAUUACAGGGCGCUCCCCUUGCAACGAAUGCCCAGCUCUUACAAUGGAUGCCACGUGGUGUGGACUGUCACGAACAAAAGAGAGACAGAGAUCCUGACAAACUGGGUCAAACAACGCGUGGGAUAAAGCAAAAAAAAACACGCGACUGAGGACUCAGUGCGUGCGCGUCCCAUUCCAGCCACGUCUCGCGCUGCAUGUUUGAAUUGUUCUAGUAAUGGAAUGCCGUUUGGGAAUUGAGAUCAAUCGGCUUAAAUAACACGAUUAUCUGUGUGCGCGAGGCUGGCAUACUUGGGGCACAUGCACGCAGCGAUUACCAACUAACUAUCGCUUUAAUUUUGAUAUAUCAAACAUGUACUUGACAAUGCAGUGCAUUGUGUUUCACGCAAGGAACAAAUGCGUGAAGCAAAGUAAACAAAUCGUCCCAACUGGUCUUGGACAGCGCAGCAAAAAAAGGGGGGGUGUUUGGGGUCAAUAACCCGAGGCCUGUUUACAUAAUACAUAAAAUAAUCGUUUUCGUGGUCGAUCUAUAGUCGUGGAUAAUAAGCGCAUUAUGAUUCUCAAUACUUUUAUCAUCUUAAUAUCAAACUCCAUAUUAAAAGUCACACUUCAAGGCUGCCAUGCAAUGGCGCUUAAACGCAGAAAUGACACUUAAAUGCACAUUCGCAGUAGCGCAACCUAUCCCGAGGCACCCAAACCCCGCCCCGCACGUUCAUUGGCGGCAGGCCGGUUGAAGGCACCUCUAAUGGUGCCUUGAUGCGACAUCUGGUCGCUACGAUUAGCCCGUGGUGACGACAAUCCAGCUGGCAAAUCCCGCCUUCGGAUCGCAAGUUUGAGUGAGAAGCACAGUGGUUGAGAGGUGGUUGUACUGUUAAAGAGCCCCUCAAGUACUAAACGGUGGUCUGGUUGUUACUAAAUUAAAAUUCAGGCUUGCGCGUUCAAGAUGGAUAUGAAGAAAAGGAUUCACCUGGAGCUGCGAAAUCGAACGCCGUCAGACGUUAAAGAGCUUGUUCUAGACAACUGUCGUUCAAAUGAAGGCAAAAUUGAGGGUCUGACAGAUGAGUUUGAAGAGCUUGAGUUUCUAAGCACAAUCAAUGUAUGCCUAACAUCAGUAGCAAAUCUGCCCAAAUUAAACAAACUUAAAAAGCUCGAGCUUAGUGAUAACAGAAUCUCAGGAGGAUUAGAAGUACUGGCAGAAAAAUGUCCAAACCUCACACACUUAAACCUCAGUGGUAAUAAAAUAAAGGACCUGAGUACAAUAGAGCCUCUGAAAAAGUUGGAAAACCUUAAGAGUUUAGACCUUUUCAACUGCGAAGUCACAAACUUAAAUGAUUACAGAGACAAUGUAUUCAAGCUUCUGCCUCAGCUCACAUACCUUGAUGGCUAUGACAGGGAGGAUAAAGAGGCACCAGACUCUGACACAGAGGCUUACGUAGAGGGUCUAGAUGAUGAUGAUGAAGAUGAAGAUGAGGUAGAAGAAGAAUAUGACGAGGAAGCGGCAGUUGAGGAAGAGGAGGAAGGAGAUGAGGAAGAGGAGGAGGAUGAAGGAGAGGAGGAGGAAGAGGACAUAAGCGGCGAGGAGGAGGAAGAAGAGGAAGAGUUCAAUGAUGGGGGUGUGGAGGAAGAAGAUGAGGAAGAAGAUGAAGACUUUGAAGAAGAGAGAGGUCAAAAGAGAAAAAGAGAUCCAGAAGAUGAAGGUGAAGAUGAUGAUUAAAGCACCCUCACUGACAUUUAGAAGCUCCUCUUGUGAUUUGACUGUUUUUACCCUGUAUUUUCCCCCAUAUCUUAUGGUUGUAACGUUGCUGUGGGAAUGUGAGAUGUUUAUUGGGUGGGUGAGGGGAAAUAAAAGCUUGAUUUUUACUGCCACUCCCUUCAUUUUUUCCCCCCCAUACCCUGAUAUUACAUUCAGGUCAAAAAUGAUGAUCUUAGUAGCUGGAGUGGUUAGGACAGCUGUUGUGCAGUUUCACAUAGUGUGUUCUAGAAGCCUAAAUCCAAUUUUGUACACUGCUAAUAUCCCAUUGCAGCUCCAGAACUCUAUUGCUUGCAAGGUUGGAUUUGUUUUAGUACAAAAUGGCAAAUUACUCUUUGUAUUUUAAGAUGCAAUCCCUCCCCAUCCCCCCAGGUGUCACAUGCUGUUCUCAUCAUCAAAAAUGUGCUGUUUAGGCACAGACUCAGGUGUGUCUUUGUGCCUACCUGAUCAUGCACAAUAAAUUGCCCCUUUACCUAACAGCUCAUUUUUGUAUAUUGUGCAACUCAUGUCUGCCAUUAUCAAAUCUGCAGCAAGAGGAUUUCCCUGCGCGCGCGUGUGUGUGUGUGUGGUGUGUUUUCCUGCUCUGAGUAGCUGGACAUUUUUGUGUUAUUUGUAAAUAGCGACCAAAUAUUUUGUGUUUUUUAGUAAAAGGAAAGAUCUCAGUUUUAAGUAUUUUUGGAUGAGAAUGGCAGGCGUCAACUUGAUUGAAAAGUGUAAUAAUUGACUGUAAUAAAAUAAGUUGAACCCUU